AUGAGUUGGACUCUGUUGUCGCUGCUGGCCUCUAUGGCCUUUGUGUCCCUGACUUCUCUGGCUGAUGGAGCUCCACUGUUAUUGAUGUCUGCCCCCAACUUGUUGCGAGUUGGAACACCAGAAAACAUUUUUGUGGAGUGUCAAGACUGCGAAAAUGCAAAUGAGAUGAAUGUCCGAAUCACUGUGAAGAACCACCCAACCAAAAGCCAAAUACUUACGUCAACAGCUGUGGUACUCAACAGUGCAAAUAACUUUCAAGCACUGGGACAAAUUAUGAUCCCGGCCAGAGUCUUCAGUAAGGAUCCCACCAUGAAACAAUAUGUAUACCUGCAAGCUCAGUUUCCUGAUUAUUUGCUUGAGAAGGUUGUCUUAGUUAACUUUCAGUCUGGAUAUAUAUUUAUCCAGACAGACAAGACCCUCUACACCCCCAACAGCAGAGUCUACUUCAGGAUGUUCGCUGUGACGCCUCAUAUGUUGCCAGUGGAGAGAGACCAGGCUGUUACUACAAUUGAGAUGAUGACCCCCGAUGGUACCAUUUUACCACUUGAUCCAGUCUCUCUCAGAUCAGGUAUCUACUCUGGUUAUUACAACCUGGGUGAAAUUGUCAGUCCUGGAUUAUGGAGAGUGGUGGCUAAGUUUCAAAGCAACCCACAGCAGAACUACUCUACAGAAUUUGAAGUUAAAGAAUACAUGCUGCCCACUUUUGAGGUGAAGUUGACUCCUGGGACCUCCUUCUUCCACGUGGACAGCCAAGAGCUGACUGUCAACAUCAGAGCUACGUAUAUGUUUGGUGAGGACGUGGAUGGCACAGCCUACGUUGUGUUUGGGGUUCUACAUGAAGGUCAGAAAAGGAGCUUUCCUUACUCCCUCCAGAGAGUCCCAAUAAAUGGAGGCCAUGGGCAGGUCACACUGCAGAGACGGCACAUCCUACAAACCUUUCAAAACAUCCAAACACUGGUGGGAAUGUCCAUAUUUGUGUCUGUUAGUGUGCUGACACAGAGCGGCAGUGAAAUGGUGGAGGCAGAGUUGAGAGGUAUCCAAAUUGUCACAUCACCCUACACCAUCAACCUCAAGAAAACACCCAAAUACUUCAAACCAGGAAUGGGAUUUGAUGUUACGGUUGAAGUUCUCAAUCCUGAUCGAAGUCCAGCACAAGGUGUUCCAGUGGUGGUGGAACCAGGGACGGUGCAGGGCUUCACUGUAGCCAGUGGCAUAGCCAAGUUGACCAUCAACACAAGGGCUGGGGUUGAAACUCUACAAAUAACUGCAAAGACCAAUGAUCCUGGAAUUUCAACUGAAAGACAAGCAUCAGCCACUAUGAGAGCUGUCUCAUACAGAAGCAAUAGUAACAAAUACAUCCAUAUAGGUGUGGAUACAGCCGAGCUGGACAUGGGAGACAACCUUAAAAUGAACCUAAUCCUUAACCAGCCAAAUCAACAAAAUGACAUUACAUACCUGAUCCUGAGCAGAGGUCAGCUGGUAAAACAUGGACGAUACCGAACACAAGGCCAAGUACUGAUAUCUCUGAUUGAGUCCAUUACCAAAGAAAUGUUGCCCUCGUUCCGCAUCAUAGCCUACUACCAUACCAGCGACAAUGAAAUUGUAUCAGACUCCGUUUGGGUGGACGUCAAAGACUCAUGCAUGGGCUCGUUGAGGCUUGAACCAGCAAGACCUGCUCUGGCAUAUGAGCCUCGUAGAAUGUUCAGCCUGAAGGUCACUGGAGACCCAGGGGCCACAGUGGGACUGGUGGCAGUAGACAAAGGGGUUUACGUCCUGAACAACAAGCACCGUCUCACCCAGAAAAAGGUGUGGGACACUGUGGAGCAGUACGACACAGGCUGCACACCAGGUGGAGGGAGGGACGGCUUGAAUGUUUUCUAUGAUGCAGGGCUGCUGUUUGAGUCCAACACUGCCUCUGGGACCCCCUAUAGACAAGAGUUGAAAUGUCCAACCCUGAUGAGGAGGAAACGAGACAGCACUGUACAUGAUGACUCACCUAGUUUAGAUGUGGAUGUUGAUGAUAGUUACAUGGACAGCGAUGAAAUAGUUUCCCGUACCAGGUUUCCUGAGAGCUGGUUGUGGGCUGAUGUCACCCUGCCUCAUUGUCCACCUAACAACCGUAACUGUGACUCCACAUCUCAUGUAAAAAAUGUUCCAUUGCAAGAUUCCAUCACAGCCUGGCACUUUAUUGGCAUUAGUCUAUCGAGUACUCAUGGUAUCUGUGUUGGCGAACCAUUAGAGGUCAUCGUCCGAAAGGAAUUCUUCAUUGAUCUAAGACUUCCUUACUCAGCUGUUCGUGGAGAACAGGUGGAAGUCAAAGCAGUCCUCCACAACUAUAGUCCUGAUGCUGCCACUGUUCGACUGGAUAUUCUAGAACAGGAGAAUGUGUGCAGUGUAGCCUCUAAACGUGGGAAAUAUCGUCAAGAGGUGACAGUUGGAAGCUACACUACACGUACUGUGCCCUUUGUCAUUAUACCCAUGAGGGAAGGCGAAUUCACUAUUGAAGUCAAAGCAGCUGUUAAAGACGCAGUGUUCAGUGAUGGAGUCAUGAAGACACUGCGAGUGGUGCCUGAAGGAAUACUGAUCAGAAUUCCUCAGACUGUAAUUCUUGACCCUAAGGGUGGUAGACAAGAAGUGACUAUCAACAGUGGAAUUCCUCAGACAGAUUUGGUUCGAAACUCACCAUCGAGCACACAGAUCUAUGUUACAGGACAAGAGCAAGUAGGUGCACUAGUGGAGAAUGCCAUCAGUGGGAAUUCGAUGGGUAGUCUGAUAUAUCAACCCUCAGGCGAGGGAGAGGCCAAUAUGAUCCACAUGACGCUGCCUGUUAUUGCAACUAUUUAUUUGGACAAAACAAACCAAUGGGAAACUGUGGGUUUCCAGAAACGUAACGAAGCUCUUCAACACAUCAUGACUGGCUACACGAAUCAGCUUAAGUACCGUAAGCAGGAUGGAUCUUUUGCAGUUUUCGCCAAUCGCCAAAGCAGCACCUGGCUGACAGCUUAUGUUGUAAAGGUGUUUGCCAUGGUCAAGGAUCUAGUGACAAUGCAAGCCAAUGUGCUCUGUGAUGCUGUAAGGUUUUUAAUUCUCAACACACAGCAACUUAAUGGCAUGUUCAGAGAAGUUGGCACAGUGGCUCAUGGAGAGAUGAUUGGUGAUGUCCGAGGUGUAGAUUCAGAUGCCUCCAUGACGGCUUUCUGCCUCAUUGCUAUGCAGGAGUCUCGCCGAUUUUGUGCUGCCAGUGUCAAUAGUCUGUCUGGCAGCAUAGACAAAGCAGUAGAUUACCUGGAGAAACGUUUACCCACUCUCACCAACCCGUAUGCUGUUGCCAUGACAUCAUACGCUCUGGCCAAUGAAAACAAACUGAACAAAGAGAUCCUCUACAAUUUUGUCUCCCCAGAGUUAAAUCACUGGCCACUUUCCAAGGGAAAUAUUUACACACUGGAGGCCACAGCUUAUGCUCUCCUGGCAUUGGUCAAAGCUGAGGCCUUUGAGGAUGCCAGACCAGUUGUCAGGUGGCUCAAGAGACAACCGAGGGUCGGCGGAGGCUACAGAUCAACACAGGCCACCAUAAUGGUUUAUCAGGCUGUAGCUGAGUACUGGUCCACUGCUCAGGAACCAGAGUAUGACCUCGACGUGGACAUCUUUUUGCCAGGCAGGCCACGUCCUAACAGGUUUCACUUUAACAGAUUCAACUACUACGCUACAAGAACAACAUGGUUCAGGGGCACACAGCAGAAUGUGACCGUGAGGGCUGCAGGCACGGGAGAAGCAACACUAAAGAUAGUGUCACACUAUUAUGCUCGACCCAGAGAACAGGAGAGUGACUGUCAGAAGUUUAACCUGUCUGUAGAGCUUAUUCCAGAGUCCAUGAGUGAGGAUGAAAAGGUCUACAAGCUGAAAAUAAGUCUCAUGUAUAUGGACCGGGAUAAUGAUGCAGCCAUGACCAUCUUGGACAUUGGCCUGCUGACCGGCUUCACCGCUGAUACAAAUGACUUGAACUUGUUGUCUAAAGGCCCUGCUCGCACCAUAGCAAAAUAUGAGAUGAACGAAGCCCUAUCAGAGCGAGGCUCACUCAUUAUCUACCUGGACAAGGUUUCUCAUACGCAGCCAGAAGAGGUCGCUUUUAGGGUCAGGCAGACAUUUAAAGUGGGCGUCUUACAACCAGCUGUUGUGUCUGUUUAUGAAUACUAUGACCAGACACCUUGUCUGAAGUUCUACCACCCAGAGAGGGUGGGCGGAAAGCUGUUGAGACUCUGUAGAAAUGAAGACUGCACAUGUGCUGAAGAGAACUGCAGUAUGCAAAAGAAGGAAAAAAUCGGCAAUGAUCAACGCAAAAACAAGAUUUGUGAGGGUACAACACAUUUCGCGUACAAAGUGAGACUGGAAAACAUGGAAAGUGAUUUGUCCACUGAUAUUUACAACAUGAGGAUAGAAACAGUUAUCAAGGAAGGAAGUUAUGAUGUAGGUCCCCAAGGUAGACUGCGUCCUUUCCUUGGUUAUCAACACUGUAGGGAGGCUCUAGAUCUAAGGCCAAACAAAACCUACCUUGUCAUGGGCACCGCCAGCAACAUUCACAGAAAUGAACAGCAUCAAACAGUUCAAUACGUACUCGAGGAGCAAACCUGGAUUGAGUACGUGCCCACAGAUGCUGAGUGUCGGACCAAGGAGUACAGAUCAACCUGUCUUGGGUUGGAGGACAUGGCUCAGAAGUUUAUAUAUUUUGGCUGUGAGCAGUGAAAAAAAAGAAAAUGAAGUACCCAUUUAAUUAGUUGCUUACUAAUAUAAAAGCUGUAAAAGCUGGUGAUUAAAUUUAUUAGCAGAGUUGGGAGUAAUAGGUUUAUGUAAGU
Sphaeramia orbicularis (orbiculate cardinalfish) is the source of this 4850-nucleotide messenger RNA. RefSeq names its product complement C3-like. Gene Ontology annotation, molecular function: protein binding; endopeptidase inhibitor activity. Bases 1 to 4740 code for a protein of 1579 amino acids. The transcript is spliced from 42 exons. Gene Ontology annotation, cellular component: extracellular region. NCBI's taxonomy places the organism in Eukaryota, Metazoa, Chordata, Actinopteri, Kurtiformes, Apogonidae. The record is from RefSeq and is a predicted model, not a curated record.